CAAAGAGGUUGGAAGGUUAUAAGUUUAAUACUGGAAAGAAGUUGAACGUGUUUUCUUGCCACAAACUAAAGCUCUACUACUUCAUUUGCUCAAGGGCCUCGUGGAUAAGAACUUUAAAAGUUGAAUUAGAUACGAAGAUGAGACACAUUUCGAUGAAACGGCCCGCCACGAAGAAUUAGCUGAACUUUAGCAGACGGAACAGUACGAAACUCUCUCUAGCAAAAAGCGAGCCUCAAUGGACACGCAGAUUGCAGAUAUUUUCGGAAGCAUCCGAGAAAGCCACGACAGGAAGAAUCUAGAGAAAGUUCAGCAAGAUGAAGAUUCUCCCUAUCUCAAAAUCAAAUUUGAUCGGGUCUCAUAUUCUCAUCACAUCCCUCACGACGGGGAUGAGCGCGGACAAAUCCGAAAAAAACUCUACAUCUCCAAUGUUGCAUCAGAGAACCAAAAAAUUCUCCCGCAAAGAGAAAUCCGAGAAUGGGCGCAUGAUGCAACUGGCGUCGACAGGGAGUUGUUCUUUGAAGCAAAAUCGAUGGACUUCAAACCUCGACGACAGGUAAAAUUUUUUGGAUCGAAGAUCACGCCUGGCAUUACGAGUCCUGAAAAAUCGAAAGCAGUAAAGAUUGGGAAGAGCUUUAAAAAUUCGACAUCAAGAUUGGUGGUGAAGGGGGGGAAAAUCGUGAAAGAAGAAGCGAAGGUAUCUCACAUAGGUGAAAAUACUGAGACAUUUUCGAAACAAUGCAAAUCGUCGAUCAAGCAUGGGGGGCUAACCAAUAGUAACCCAUUCUCAACUGAGCGUCACUACAAAAAGGAUCAAUUGGGAGAUUCAGAUGGCCUUUUCUUCGUUGCCGAGGAUGAGAAGAUUAUCGAGCAAGCAAGGUUCCUUGAUGAAAUGACAUCGCCAACAACUCAGGUGAGGGAGCAAACGCCGGACAAAAGUAGCCAAGAGACCUCCCAUCAAUCUAUACUUGACAAGUUGGAGAAUGAGGAACGUUUGAAUUGGAAAGCCGAUAUGACUGCAAUCGUUUUCAAUGAUGCGCAUUCCAGCAAGCUCCCACACUUUUCUUCGAGGACGAGCGUCAUUGUUCAUGAUGGUAUGCUAAUCAAAACUAAAGACGUACCGACUUACAGACUGUCACAAACGCAAUCACGAGACGAUUGGGUUGGACCAACUGUAAUUAACAAUAAGGUUAGGAAGAAGGAAUACGAAAGCGAGAAUAACGAGAAGAGGGAAAUGAAGAAAAAGAAAGCGAAAGGAAAAGACAAGCAAGGCAAGACAGAAAAAAGAUCCUCGUUUUAAAAAUAAAACUCGACCCGUAAUGUUC
Phaeodactylum tricornutum CCAP 1055/1 is the source of this 1322-nucleotide messenger RNA. RefSeq lists its product with no specific name. The coding region runs from base 236 to 1297 and encodes 353 amino acids. The transcript has a single exon. NCBI's taxonomy places the organism in Eukaryota, Bacillariophyta, Bacillariophyceae, Surirellales, Neidiaceae. The record is from RefSeq and is a predicted model, not a curated record.